GCGGACAAAGGAGGGAGCUGGGUCCUGCUUCCUCCUGAUCCUGCCGAUGAGGAUUUUUAGACCGUGGAGACUGCGCUGCCCUGCCUUACACUUACCCUCUUUCCCCACGUUCUCUAUAAAGUGUAGUUUGCCUCCUCUUCCCACUGACGAAGACAUGUGUAAGAGUGUGACCACAGGUGAGUGGAAGAAGGUCUUCUACGAGAAGAUGGAGGAGGUGAAGCCAGCGGACAGCUGGGACUUCAUCAUAGACCCCAACCUCAAGCACAAUGUGUUGGCCCCUGGCUGGAAGCAGUACCUGGAACUUCAUGCCUCAGGCAGGUUCCACUGUUCCUGGUGCUGGCACACCUGGCAGUCACCCCAUGUAGUCAUCCUCUUCCACAUGUACCUGGACAAGGCUCAGCGCGCUGGUUCGGUGCGCAUGCGUGUGUUCAAGCAGCUCUGCUACGAGUGCGGUACAGCACGGCUGGAUGAGUCCAGCAUGCUGGAGGAGAACAUCGAAAGCCUGGUGGACAACCUCAUCACCAGUUUGCGAGAGCAGUGCUACGGGGAGCGUGGUGGCCACUACCGCAUCCAUGUGGCCAGCCGGCAGGACAACCGGCGACACCGCGGAGAGUUCUGCGAGGCCUGCCAGGAAGGCAUCGUGCACUGGAAGCCCAGUGAGAAGCUGCUGGAGGAGGAGGCGACCACCUACACCUUCUCCCGUGCUCCCAGCCCCACCAAACCGCAGGCUGAAACAGGCUCAGGCUGCAACUUCUGCUCCAUUCCCUGGUGCUUAUUUUGGGCCACGGUUUUGAUGCUCAUCAUCUACCUGCAAUUCUCCUUCCGUACUUCUGUCUAAGCUUGGGGUGGGGAGUCAGUUGGUGGGAAGGGGUGAGGUGAGACCUGGCUUGGGAAUGGGUCACAUUUUAAUGUGAUGCAGUUAUUGAUUUGGUGGGAACUCUGAAUAUUUAUCCAUUUUUCCCCCUAUCUGUAGAAUUAAGUGUCUGGGCUGGAUGGUUGAUUUCUCAAAAGAAAUCCAGGGUUCCGAAGUCCUUCUAGGUACCUCAGGAAUGUAUGAUUUGGGAAGUAGUCAAUGAGUGAGUUGCUUUCUCCUAACCCAAUAUCGGCCCCCACCCUCAACUUCUGCCUUUUCCCUUGCUGUAAUCAGAAGAGAACUACUUUCCAUGGUGUUCCAUGUAGGACUUUUAUAUAUACAUAUAUACAAUAUAUGUGUAUAUAUAAACACAAUAUAUAUAUGUACAUAUAUACAUAUGUAUGUAUAUAUACAAGCUUGCAUACACUAUAUGCAUAUAUAUAUGCUUAAAAAGAAAACAAGCUUGGAAAUUAUAGGACUAGGUUAUCUCUAAAGAUCUUAAAGCCAAGGAACUUACUUGACUUUGCUCUCUUGGUAUUUUCACCCUGUCCUCAUUAUUAACCAUAGCAUCUAGCUGGAGCUUUAAAGAACCUCUUUGCCUUCAAUAUGAGCCUGCCUCAGGCACACACAGAAGUUUCUCCUGAAGGUAAAGAGGUAGGGCCACUGGGUCGCUGGCUCCACUGCAGUGUGCAUGUGUUCCCCAGACUUGAAGCUUCUGGUAUCUUGUCCUUCGGGUGGAUCCCAAGGUCUGUCUGCUUGACAAAGGGGUGGCAGUUGAGGUAGAGUCACAGGGUGAGGCCUCACACUCAGUGCUUGUGAAGUGGCAUAAUUUAGAGAGGUUUGGGAGGAAACCACAUAGAAUAAUGACUCCCCGUUAUAGUGGAGAGCUUUCAGGGUUCAGGGUACUUGUGUCUCGAAUAGGGGAACAGGGGCCUGGUCGCCUAUGAUUUUUGCUGAAAGGGUAGAAGACUGGUUUUCCACAUUGGCUUUCUACCUGGACCACAGUGAUAGAGGAUGCAUUAAAUAUACAAAUAACUUGUUGGUAGAGAGUGCCUAGAAGCUCACAUCCUUUCAAAAUGGGGUACAUUACGGUUUGCAGCCACAGGAUUGGAGACACCCUGAUAACAGAGAGUAAGGCUGGUGGGGAAAGGUGAAGGGCCGGGAAUAGGAUGCUCCCCACCCUGAGCUCUCGAGGCCAUUGUUCACUGUCUGAGUUAGUAACCAACUUCCUGUCCUCCAGCCAGGUCUAUAGAAAGUCACAAUGCCUGUAGUGUGGGAGAUAGGAAAGCUACUUACAUAAAGACCUUCAGGGUGUCAUUAAUGCACCAUUGAGAUUCCCCACAUGGUCCUUGAUGUCCAUUGGGCCAUUAGUGUCCCCUCUCAGUAUCCUGUCUUCUUUCUUACUGAGACUCUGUCUAGCCAUUGUGCUGGGCCAAGAAAAUCAGCACAAGGCAAGUGUCACCAUGACAGUAGCAACCAGCUGUGACUUCUUCCUUCGCAGUAUUAAUUUCUUUAGUCAGCCACACAUCCUGGGCACCACUCUCUAGUAAGUUCUGAUCUGGGUCCAUACAGUAGGCACCUUGAGCCAGGUUGAGACUGUCAGAGUCAUCUGCUCAUUUCAGGGCUUCUCAGCCUUGGCUCUAUGUUAGGAACCCUGGGAGCUUUUAAAGCAAUAUUAAUGACCUAAACAUCCGAGUUAGAGCAAACCUCUGCUGCCUGGUGUAAUACGUCAAUGAAAGGGGCAGCUUCAUUUGCAUCCAGUUUAUAAACAAUGCCUGGCAAUCUCCUCUGAUGAAUCUCCCUGGCUUUCUCAGAAAUCUAGGGCUCACUUUCCCUCCUCAGUUGCCUUCCCUCUCAUCCCGUUACCUGGGAGUACAGUCCUCCUUCUCCUUUCCCACCAUGGAGAUCCGUUGUGACAAGGGUGUUACCCUGCUCUCUGGUCUCCAUUACUGAGACUUUCUUGCCUUGCUAGAAUGCCUACACAUCUGACCCGCUGUAAUCUCUUAGUAUCGGAGAUACUCCCGAUUAGAAUGUAAAUUCCAGCCAGCACAGUCUCCCUGGAUUGUCUUUUACCUCUAUUGAGCACAGAACAAGAGCUCAGGAAGAUUUUGUUGAACGACUAAGUGAAUCAAUAGCUAGGCUAUCGCCAGCCUCAUCUUUGCUUCUGUGUACUGUUUGUUUGUGAGAAUAUGUAUAGUCCCCUUUUCAUAGGACCACCUAAUUUCCUAGAUCUUCUACCCAUCAACCCCAAAUAAACUAUUUAAACC
This is a messenger RNA of Mus musculus (house mouse), 3120 nucleotides long. It is a transcript of the gene Rtp1, whose product is annotated as receptor transporter protein 1. The coding region runs from base 47 to 838 and encodes 263 amino acids. The record is from RefSeq and is marked provisional. Lineage: Eukaryota; Metazoa; Chordata; Mammalia; Rodentia; Muridae. Gene Ontology annotation, biological process: protein insertion into membrane. Gene Ontology annotation, molecular function: olfactory receptor binding. Gene Ontology annotation, cellular component: cell surface; plasma membrane. The transcript is spliced from 2 exons.